Molecule: messenger RNA, 5338 nt
Organism: Caenorhabditis sp. 36 PRJEB53466
Lineage: Eukaryota; Metazoa; Nematoda; Chromadorea; Rhabditida; Rhabditidae
Source: the annotation of a GenBank genome assembly
AUGAACCAAUAUCUCGAAAAAAGUGUACUUUUUACAGUAAGUUCAACAUUUUCGUGUAAAUGAAAACUGGACGAUUAUUUACAGAUUCUGUCUGUGUUGUACGCUGAUAGAAUUGAUAAUGGCUUGAUUGGUGAGAAUAUUGUGUUAAUCUAGAAGUCAUUAAUACGAGAACAUGUUUUUCCAGGCAAUCCAUUUGUUCAGUGUGGUAGCGAACACUUAUCAAUUAAUUUUAAAACGCGUAGCGCUUUCGAAGGACAUGCUUAUGUCAAAGGGCAUUACAGGUAACAAUUAAACUUAAAUUUUUGUCUUCUUACUCUAAAAGUUAUGUCGGGGCGUUGAAAUUCAUCAAAUAAUCUCAAAUUGAUGUUUUCAGCAUGAAAGAAUGCCGGACAGAUGCAACUCUCGAGCCUACAGUUAACCUUUCCAUUCCAUAUUCGGCUUGUGAUGUUAUUCGACAAAGAUCUGUGAGUGUAUCCAACGGGAAAUUCGUUGCCAUUUUUUGGUUUUUAUGAAGUUAGAAGUUAGGAUAGAGGUCAAGGUGAAGCACGAGACACGCAAAGAAAAGAUUGGUUUAAUCAGCCGUGGGUCGACUAUUUGCUGUCCUCCGCACUGUAAUUAACCAAGAAAUAUGUGACAUUGAAUUCGCAGUCGGGAAAAUGAACACAGCAUACUUUUUGUCAAUUCGCUUUAACGUGAAGAAUAUUCAGAGCAAUCCAAAGGGAAUAAUGAUGACAGCUACCAUAAUUCUUUCAUUUCAUCCAAUGUUUAUUACAAAAACGGAUAAAUCGUACAAAGUUCAGUGUUUUUAUGCAGAGUCUUCUAAGACUGUUACACAGCAGUUGAAUGUAGAGUAAGCAAGCUUUUCCGAACGUAAAGUCAGGAUAAAACAAUCUCAGAAUCGAUAAAGAGCAAGAGAAAAAGAUUUUCGUAAUGGUUGGGGAUGAUGAAGCCAAUAGUGAUAAUGAACAUCCUGUCAAAAAUCAGUCUAGAAAGAUGAACGAGUAAGUUUAAACGUUUUAAAUAUGAACUUACACAAAUUAUUUAGUCAAUCCGUGGAGAAACGGAUCGAGUACAACGUCCCACUGCCAGAAUGCAAUUACCGAGUUCUGAAUGAGGCGAGAAAUGAGGAAGUUGCAUUUGCAAAAGUUGGCCAAGUCGUCUAUCAUGAAUGGUCUUGUGCAAGCAAAGACAAAAAUGGUAGGAUUACUCGAACUUUUGAGAUUUGCAGCUAAUCAUUUUUGUAGAAGUUUCUCCGUUUUGUCUAACUGUUCAUUCGUGUAAUGUCAAAGAUGAAACUGGAAAAGAAGUGCAGCUAUUUGAUGAAAAUGGAUGUGCGGUUGAUAAAUAUCUUAUAAACAACUUGGAAUACUCGGACGAUUUGUCAGGCGGACAGGUUUCUCAGGUAUAUAUGACUUAUGUUAGUUUUCACUGUGAAUGCUCGCUUAGGUGUUCAAAUUUGCCGAUCAGCCAUCCGUAUUUUUUCAAUGCAAAAUACGUCUUGGAAUAAAAAAUGAAGAUGGAUCAUGUCAACGGUCGUCGGAUAAUUGCCCUGCCGCUCUUCGUGGUAAACGAUCCGCUGGCCAGGAAGAUGAGGACGAUUUUGACGUCGUCUCACAAACGUUGACCAUUUUAGACAUUGAUGAACCAACAAGUGAGCGUUUAUUUUAAACAGAAAUAAUAAUGUCUCAUUAAUCAUUUUCCAUUCAGAAGCCAGCAAAAGAAAAUCAGAACUACAGUUUUCCAAGAUGAUUGUCUCGCCAGACGUAUGUGUCUCAACUAAAACUGCUACAGGAUUACUAAUACUACUCUCUUCAACUAUUUUUGUCUGUUUUAUAACACUAUUAUUACUUUGCUUUCGACAUCAAACUGUUAGAGUCAAACUUGCUCCGUAAAUAUGAAAAAUGACUUUUUAAACUUUUGCAAAUUGUAAUUAGACUCGGUUUUUUUGUUGUUACUCUUCCACAAAACAUUCACAAUCUAUCCUUUCUUGCUCUAAUUCUCAGAAUUCUCAAUCUUUGCAAGCUUGCUCGUUCGUUCCAAUUAGGCAUUAUUCUGUUGAUCCUAAAGCAGUUAGCAGGAAACUAAACACCAUGUUUGUCACACUUUCACUUCCAAUUUCUUGGGUCAGAAACCCUCUGUCAAAAAGCAAAACGUUAUGCAUGUUGUGGAAAUUGAAUCAAAAUUUCACAAAAGCAUCGCAGAUUUUGGAUUCGUAUUUUUCGGAUUUCGAAUCGGAGUUUUCAGUCCGAAAUCUUCUUUUUAGUACAUUUCAAAGUGUUUUGACGCGUUUUCAAUUAGAAUCCAGAAUAUCUCUUCAAUUACACAAUAUCCCUAUUUAGUCAAAGUUUUUCAACUCUCCUAGCAUGUGUACAUGUUUUGUUAUUCACACACACACAGAUGAUGAACUGCAAUCAUUCGGUUUUUGAUGAAUUGCUCUUCCUGAGGGAAUCAUCAUGUACGGAUCACACUAUAUGUCAGCAGCAUAACUUGUCAUUUUUCUUGGCUCUAUUGAAACAUUACAAAUUUUUUGCACGCAGUGUGAAUCUGGCCUAAUUACUGCCUUGUGCAUUCAUUAUGGACAGCUUGUUGGGAAGACGAACGCCAUCUGUUUCAUUUGAUAGCCGCGAUUUAGGAAUUAGGAACACCAUCUGAGAUACUUGACUUUUAAUCGAAAAUAUAAAUGUUUUCCUAGUUACAAUCUUCGAGUGUUUUUUGAAUGAUAAUUUAGAUAGUUUCAGAUUUUUUCUUGUGAAAACAAUGCGAAACAGUACUUCCCAUGGCUACCUAACUUGAUUUCAAUCGUCUGAAAUGAACUCUUCGACUUUGUUACUGCUAAUACUCUACAAGAACUUGAUACUAGGGGACUCAUGCCCCAUCGGGUGCUUUUGCAACGGUAUGAAAUUUUGUAAAAUCACUUGGAAAAAGUCUCUUUCUAUGAGAAUUUAGAAACUAAUAUUGCUUGCCACAAUUUGGAUCACAACGGCAUUGACUUUUUGGUGGAUGCUCUUUCCAGCGCUCCAUUUAAUGGAAUAUUCAACUUGACCAUUGAUGGAGCAAGCAAUUUCUCAAUCAAUUUGUUGCCAGAGCUUCAAAACUUACGGUAGGAAUGACUACAACUGAUCUCACCAUGUUCUAAUUCAGAUUUCUUAAAAUCGCCAACUCACCCGAUGAGAGUCAAUGGAUUCUGAAGCAUAAUCAGUUCCGCGAUGUACAAGUGCUACGCUACACGAAUUGUAGUCUCAAGGUAUUGUUCACAUUGAAUUAGGAGAUUUUAAGAACAUUUCCAGGUUUUUCCAAGAGCUCUUACCAUCGCUUUCCCAGCUUUACGAGAAUUGGACCUCAGUGAGAACAGGUUGGAGAACAUUGGGUCCGAUUCGAUUCAUUUGCAACAACUAGAAAGGCUGUUGAUAAAUAAUAACAUAAUAAUGGUGGGUAGCUGGGAUUAUAAUGAAAAAAUAUGCGUGAACGAGUUUUAGAACAUUGGUGUUCAUGUGUUCCGCUAUAUGCCGUCUCUCCGGUUUUUAGAACUAAACGGGAAUGUUAUGAAGCAACUUGUGGUAAGUCCAUCCGAAAAUUAAUGUGCACAAUCGUCCUUACAGACUAGUGACUUCACAUCAGCAGUAUUUCUCAGAGAAUUGAGCCUUCGCAGCAAUCACAUACAGUAUAUUGAAGCCGACACUAUAAACCCGUUACAACAACUCGAAAAAUUGGAUUUGAGCGGAAAUUAUCUCAAUGAAAUCCCAAUUGACGCUCAACAAACAUUUCGAAGCUUAUAUUUCCUUAAUUUGAGUUUGAAUCCUCUGGGAAUUAUGAAAGAAAAAUCGCUGCAAAUAUCUGAAUUGCAAGUUCUGGAUCUUAUCAACUGUAGCAUGUUGAUUGUGGAAUCAGGAGCUUUUAUUGGAACACCUCGAUUGCAUUCUCUUAACCUCCGAGACAAUCCAAAUCUCAGUUUUAUUUCACCAUUUGCGUUCGAAAACAACACUGCAAUCUACAGGUUUCUCAAAUUUUGUAACAAUUGAUUCAUGACAAAGUUUUAGAUUGGACAUGCAAAAUACUGGACUGAAACGAAUACCUCUAUCAAUUCUAACUCAUGUUAGUCAACUGUAUAUAAAAGACAUUGCCCUGGAUUGUUCCUGUGCUGCAAGAGAUAUGCGUGACUUUGGAGCAGUUACAAUCGCGGAUUGGAAUGAUGCGACAUGUCGCACAAAACGUGGAAUAAUUCAGAAGUAUUGAAAAUAGUUAUUUUUAUUGAAAUCAUUGUGACUUUUGCUUCAUUCAGACUUUCCCACUUGAAACGUGGUGAUGAUAAUUGCCGAGAAGAUUUACUCAUACCAUUAGGAACAGUACAAACUGCAACUGUGGGCGAUUCUUUUCGAAUUCAUUGUGCUAGCAAUGGUUUCCACUAUCAGUUACUAUGGAAAGCGCCAAAUAGUACAACAAUAGAAGCAAAAACUCCGGUUAUCAGAAGCCAAAAGAAAAGUAAACUAGAUUAUUUCACCACAUCUUUGCUAGACCCGUUAUACUCAAAAACCUACGAAGAAAGAGUGCAUGUCUCUACUGAAUACUACGGUUUCGACAUAGUUCUGGAGAACGAUGCCGGGUAUUACAACUGCUUCACGAAAUAUGACGGACCACUUCAAACAAUCGAACUGAAAGUGGAAAAGCCUGAUAUACAGUUGAACGUUUCUCACGUUUCAACAACUUCAAUUCAUGUCAGCUGGAGUCACAAUUUGAAGAUACAAGCUGUUGAUAGGUAUAAUACUUUUUAGAAAUGUUUGUAAAAACUAGUAUUUGUGAAUUCAGAGUCGCACUGCAGAUAACAGCUUCAAAUAAGAAUCGCUUUAAGCGUCAAGUUCAACUAUCUUUGUAUAAUAUGUUCCGAAGUUAUAACUUGGUCAAUUUAUCUGCUGAUGAAGUGUUUGAAAUUUGCUUGGAAUGGUAUUUAACGGAAAAUGGAGCAAAUAUCUAUCGCUCUUGUGUUUCACAAAAAACCAAACCUUUCAAAUCAAUUAUUCAAAGCAUAUCGAUCACACCUCUAUUGUAAGUCAGAAACAAUUUCAAAGAGAAACACCGAAUAACUAAUUUCAGAGUUAUAAUAAUCAUUUUGUUAAUCUGCAGUUGUACGUGUAUAUAUAAAAGACGCUACGAAGUGUCCGUCAUCAAGAAAAAAGCAAAAAUGCAGCAAUCGGUUUCUGGUCAAUCUAUGCUUUCCCAAUCUUCGUCAGAAGCCAUGACAUACGAAAAUGUUCAAUUAAACGUAAAUAACUAACUGAUAUUGCUUUAAAACAUACAUUGAUAUUUUCAGGUGUUAUCUUUCUCCGAACGACUCCUCGCUUAG